Molecule: messenger RNA, 955 nt
Organism: Aspergillus ibericus CBS 121593
Lineage: Eukaryota; Fungi; Ascomycota; Eurotiomycetes; Eurotiales; Aspergillaceae
Product: TRAPP subunit BET5
Exons: 5
Coding region: 74-574 (166 amino acids)
Biological process (GO): endoplasmic reticulum to Golgi vesicle-mediated transport
Cellular component (GO): TRAPP complex
Source: RefSeq, a predicted model, not a curated record
CAGGAACACCCCCGGACUCCUCCGGCUUCCUGGUACUGCCCCAAAUCGUCUUUAUUAUACCUUUCUUGGCGCAAUGGUGGUGUAUUCGUUCUACAUCUUCGACCGGCAUGCCGAAUGCAUCUAUAAACGGCGCUGGCUACCGCGCCCGGUCUCCACGGUGGGCAGCAAAUCCUCACGGCCAACUUCCGAGGCGUCGGCUCCGGGCCUCCCCGCAACAUUAGGUCAAUCGGCGCGCACCACCGACGACGAUGCCAAGCUCAUCUUCGGGACGGUCUUCUCCCUGCGGAACAUGGCUCGCAAGCUAGGAGGCGAGGACGAUAACUUCGUCACGUACCGGACGAGCCAAUACAAACUACACUACUACGAGACCCCGACCAAUAUCAAGUUUGUCAUGCUUACGGAUCUCAAAAGUCCAAGCAUGCGGGUUGCCCUCCAACAGAUUUACAUCAACCUCUAUGUCGAAUACGUGGUCAAGAACCCGUUGUCCCCCGUGGAGCAUCCAGGGGGCAUUGGAGUAAAUAAUGAGCUCUUUGAAGAGUCUUUGGAACAGUUCGUGACUCGCGUGCUGUCCUGAAGACAGAAAUCUGCAUGAUCACUUCGCUCAUGAACCUGGAUCGAAAUGAGAUCGAAGCACAUAUAAUGAAGCUUCUCACAGGGGCGUCAACGACGGCCCGUUCUCCAUUCCGCUUCCCUACGGCUGCAGUGUGCUGCCGUGCAGUAGGUAGGUCGGGUGCGACGGGGAUCAUUCCCAGAUCCUUUCGUCGAUAGUCGAGAAAUGCUGCACGAUCAUCCAGCAAGACCAUGGAUAUCGGGGGCUACUUGAACAGCACAUAUUGCAAAGCCUCGGACCGACGAGGCACCCCGAGCCGCCUUGCGCAGACCGACGGACCAGUCGGGGACGGUCCAUCACCGUCCGCAAGAAUCAACGAUUUAUGAAUUAUGUCCUUAAUUGAAC